Poeciliopsis prolifica (blackstripe livebearer) is the source of this 3483-nucleotide messenger RNA. RefSeq names its product type II inositol 3,4-bisphosphate 4-phosphatase-like. The record is from RefSeq and is a predicted model, not a curated record. Gene Ontology annotation, molecular function: phosphatidylinositol-3,4-bisphosphate 4-phosphatase activity. Bases 1011 to 3437 code for a protein of 808 amino acids. Gene Ontology annotation, cellular component: cytoplasm. Lineage: Eukaryota; Metazoa; Chordata; Actinopteri; Cyprinodontiformes; Poeciliidae. The transcript is spliced from 21 exons.
GCGCACACGCGCACACACACACACACACACCUGAUGGAUUUGUAAAACGGAGAACAAGCUCAGUUUAUUUCCGUUUUUCAGCUCCGUUUCUCUUGCCAGGAGCUUUUUUAAUCUCCAAAUAUUUUCCCAUGAUGCACCUGGGGGGCGUGUUUUUUUUUUUAAUCCCUCCAGCUACGACAAAAUGGGAGGAGGAGUAAAAAGUGAGAGCGUGGGGAGGAGAAACAGUUGAUUCUUCAGCUGAAGUCGUUCCUGGUUUUGUCUGGAUUUGUGGAAACUUCUUUGUUUUUAAUUCUAAUCUGAAGGAUUAAUCUUUUAACUCCUCCAUCGCUCCGCUGAUGUUUGACUUUAGCAGUAAAACUGUCAGUAGGCUUUAAACUGAUGGUGCAGGUAGGAAACUGAAAUCUGAAAUGAGCUUCAGCUUUACAUUUCUGCUGUGAAGCCGUUUCUAUUUGGCAUUUAGAUCCUAAUCUCUUAAUCUCAAACUGAUAUUUUUGGAAAGAAACUGAAAACAACCAACAAAAUGGAUCAAAAUUCAGUCAAAAACAAGGAGCAGGAGCAGAAUAACUGCUUUUUACUACAUAAUGUUCAAAAUAAUGACAAAUUUAGAUAAUUUUUCCAACUUGCAGCUGGAGGAUCAAUUUAUCUAUUUUUUAUUCUACAUCCAGCAGCUCUGGUUGCUCUAGCUCUUUACCUUUAAACACUCCUCAAAAUAAAACAUUCUCAAGAUGCAGCGAGCGAUGAUGGCCUGCGCCGACUGUUUACGUCCUCCGAGAGACGACAGCUCCCCUGCUGGACAGAGGAGCUGUUUGGCUUUCACAUCGUUCUCCAUCAGAGAUCUGCUCCGGUCCAAAGAGCCUCGCUGCUCCCUGAAGCUCAGCCUGUAGAUAGAAGUCCAGCUACCUGCCUGCUGAUUGGCUGUUGCUGGGAUACCUUUAGCCAGAAGAGGAAGUGAGAUGGGGCAGCGUGUGUCUCCGCCUCCAGACCCGUAGAGGAAAAAGUCUCUUCCUGUUAUGCAUCAAAUCACCUUCAGAAGAGAAGAGAGAAGACGCAGACUGAAUGCUCACACAUGCCUCAGUGCAGGUGUCGGUCCAGGUCUGAUCUUACCAACUACUGGAACUUUGUCAAUGACGAUGGACGGCGUGAACGAGGUCGGGGACGUGACGGUUUCCCGCCUGCAGCCGGACGAAGAGACGGAGGAUCAAUCUGCAGAAAACAAGAGCGCCGUGCUGUGUGACGCGCUGCACGGCUCCGUCCAGGACAAGGAAAACAGUCCAAUGAUGCAAGCAGCCUUGUGCUCCCAGGUGUGUAAGCUGUACAGGUUUCAGACGGAGGAUCACAGGUGGCUGCUGGUCCGGGAGCAGAUGUCAGAGACGCCGCUGUCCUUCUCCUUACCCAAACAGCUGCUGAGCGCGCUCAUCAGGGAGCACACCGACAGGGUCGAGGAGGUCAAUGCGCUCGGUGACCUUUCACCUCACUGGGACGGCCUCCGCCACGACGCCGUCGCCCACUCCCUCCAGCUGAUCGGCUGCUACCAGCAAACGCAGGCGGAGCUGCACCGCCUCUCCACGGCGUCCUGCUUCAAGGCGAGCAGCAGCAAAUCGGACCGACACCUGCAGUUCAUCCCCACCAACCUGCACAGCCAGAGGAUGGAGGUGACCGGCCCCGGCAGCUCAGGUGUUUGGUACGAGGUCGUCACGUUCGGAGCGCCGGCCGAUCACCACCAGGCCUUCAAACAUGGAGGACUGAAGCGGCUGCUCAGCAAGCACACAGACCACACAUACAGCUCGGCGUCGUUUUCCCGUGACGAGUCGUGCAGAGCGAAGCGGCUGCUGGCCGCCGCCACCCAGCUGCAGCCUCUGAUCUUCGGCCUGGCGGAGCAGCUGCUCUCCGUGUCCAUGGAGGUCGACUCGAACCGCCUGCAGGACGUCCUGGACGACCUCAGGGAGCAGACGUCGCUGUUCAUUCAGGCGCUGAACGACGAUCUGGUGAAAGUCGCCCUGCAGGACAUGAACAGCCGGGCCAGCAGCCGCAGCAGCCACCUGCACAGCAACGGGUUGCUCUGUGAGGUGUCCCCCAGCGACCAGGAGGGGGCGCCGCAGGACGACACGGAGAACAGAGAGGAGGAGUGGGACAGAACGUGGGCGAACGUCGGUAAGAGUCUGGACUGCAUCACGGCCAUGGUGGAGCGGCUGCAGGAGCGACAGCGCCACCUGCAGGAGCAACAGGAGUCCACAGGGGACACAAAGUCCCAACACACAGGCUCUCCUUCCUCCUUCUCCUCCUCCUCCUCCUGGCAGGAGCAGCUGCUCCCCCUGGUGGUCACGCUUAGGGACUGCGUGCGGGAGGCGGUAACCACGGCCCGAGCUGCUAUGACCUUCGUUGUCCUGCAGGGGGCGGUGGCUGCGACUGUUGCUCAGGGUCCAACGCAGAUCGUCCAGCGGCGCCACGCCGUCUUCAGCCAGGGGCUCUCGGCGAUUGUUUGUGGAUUUAUGCUGAAACUGUUUGGAGGUUUGGAGGAUCCAGAGUUUCUGCAGCAGCUUCUCUCUGUGGGGAUCCUGGCCCAGUUUGAAAGCCUGCUCAGCACCUACGGUGACGAGGUGGGGAUGCUGGAGGACAUGGAGGUGGGCGUGGCCGACCUGAGCAGCAUGGCGUUCGCCAUCACCGAGGCCCGAUCCGAGCGACCCGACGACCUGCAGCCGACGCUCACCGGAGCAUGGGGCGGUUUUGUGGUCCAGGUGCCGCUUCCCUCUGAAAGCUUCAGGUCGCUCCCUGAGGAGCUGAAGGCCGGCCGUUUGAUCCGAGUCGAGCCGGUUCUGUUCAACAUCGGGAUCAACCAGCACCAGAGUCUGGCUGAGAGGUUUGGAGACAGUUCUCUUCAGGAAAGAGUGAAUCAGCAGAGCUGUGAGCGACUCAGAGCUUAUUGUAACAAGCUGAGAGAAAAACUUCCUAACAUGGCUGGUAUCCAGUCACUAUUAGACCUGCUGUCGUCUCUUGAUCGCAGUAUCGAGUCCAAGAAGAGGAAAAACGUCGAGGUUUUGUGGCUCGCAGCUUCAGUGUGUCGUAGAGUAAACGGCGUGCGGCUGACCAGCUGUAAGAGCGCGAAGGAUCGCACGGCGAUGUCUGUGACGCUGGAGCAGUGUACGAUCCUCAGAGAGCAACACACACUCAGCCAGCAGCAGUUCAGCUCUGCACUGGACAACAUGAGGAGGUCUCGUCUGUCCUGGGGGCAGAUGCUGGGCUGCUAUGCCCACUCCGGGUUCUCUGUCUCUGGGUUUGACCCGGCAGAGUGUCCCUCCGGCCUCCUCAGCCCCUGGAUGCAGAUGUGUUUUCAUUCCAGAAGACAUUUUUACCCUGUGGCCUUCCUCCUGGUGACCUCUCACCUCCUGGUUCUCUGGCUCAUAUUCAGCUUGGUGAUCCUACUGGCUAAAUACCAGUAAACAAGACUGGGAGCACUGGAAAGCAGGGAUUAUAAUGUUCUCCCAG